GAAAGAGGUUGCAAAAUAAGGUUAAUAACCUUGAAUUAAUUGGCAAGCUUACCUGUACCUACCUUUUAUUCACAUUCACAUUCACAUUCACAUUAUUGUGGUAAUAUCUAUUUUAUAUAUAUGCGUUUUCCUCUCCCGCACUUUCCCUUGCUUCAAAAUUCCAUCAACUACCUUUAUCUACUUCAUCUACUUUCCGACCACUUUAUCUGUUCUUAAUACCUCCCAAUAAUUCACUUAUUUCCCAACAUGCUACUCCAAGUCGAUUGAUUAAUCGACCAUUCACGAUAGUCUUCAGCCACUCAUUAUCUGAUAACCCACCUCGAUUAACGCCAGUGCGUUUAGCCAGUGCGUGGAUCUGAUAUGGUGGGUAGGAUUACAAGACUUAAUUACCUGGCAAGGAAUCGAGUACAUGCCACCUCUUCUCCCUUCGAUUUUACAUCCAGCAAACUUCUACCACCUCUAUUUUUUUCUUAUUUUUGUUUUUCCGUAUUAGGCAAGCAGGGAAAAGAUGGAGACAUAUCGCGGAUACGUACGAACGCCCGCAGACGCAAUCAAACUCUUUGAAGCUUGCAGGCUGGGCUUACUGCCUCGAGUACAGAGACGAUUGUCGGAGAAAGAACGACAAUCCAUCACAUCUGGCUCAGUUUUUGUAUGGGAUGAGAGGGAAGCCGGUAUGCGCAGGUGGACCGAUGGGAAAUCUUGGAGUGCGAGUAGGGUGUCUGGCAGUUUUCUCACAUACAGAGAGAUGGAGGGUAAAAGAGGCACUACAUUUGGUACAACACGACGAAGUAACGGAAGGACACCUGAUAGCGGCCGAGUCAGUGAAGACGACCAGGAUGGCGAGCCGGAUGGUUAUAGAUACAAGGCGGAUGGUCUGAUGAAGCAGUCCUUCAGCAUAACGACGUCGGCGGGCCAGCACCUCCACUUGAUCUCAUAUUAUUCCCGACCACACGCAGGAGCCGGCGAUUUGCUUCAGCCAACUACGGACCCCCAACUUCGACAUAUUAUCCCUGUAAAGGGCAUGUAUCCUGAAUCAAGCAUUCACGAGACAAACCCACCUGCUUUAACAAGGACACCUAUGCAGCCGUACACUACUCACAAUAGCAGUCUUGAGCAGCCACCCUAUAACUAUCCCGGUGCUUGGAACACACAUCCGUGGCAAAGCCAAUGGCCACCCUCACCCAAUCAGACUCCUCCCUUUAUGUCAGGAAAGCUGACACCAGAGAUGCGGGCCCAGAUUCGGCCUCAACCGCAGCCUCCUCCUUCAAGGCCACAUCAACUACCACAUCAACUACCCCCGCCACCGCCAAUGUCAGCACCUUCCGUCCAGCCUCCGAUUUAUUCCAAAGGUCUUACCUACGAGAGUGAUCGACUACCUCGGCCUACUCUAGCCAGACACUACCCAGUACUCGGACGUCCCCCGAGCCUCUCUCCGCAAUCCCGACACCUUCAAAUUCAAGCUGCCCAGGCCGCGCAAGCCGCCCAGGCCGCGCAAGCCGCGAAAGCUGCGCAAGCCGUGCAGGCCGUUAUAGAUCCCCGCCUAGCAGCAACAAGCGCACGCAAUCCACAGGGUCCACUCCCCGCGAUACCUACAGCAUCUCGAGGGUUGACACCCCCAAGAAAUCGUUCUGUUUCACCGCCAAGGCAAAUGACUUCGGAGGGCGUUAACGGCAAUGCAAAUAAAGCUAGCUUAUCAGCGCUUCUCAACCGGACACCAGCUAACUCGGAACCAAAUAGCGCAAACCCAGGUAGCAAUAAUAGCGCGAACAGUUCACCCCGAGCUCUCCCAGCGGGUGCAUCUGGGGUACCAGCACCCGCGGAUAUGUUUAAGGAGGAUAAUAGGGCAAUACAAUCACUUAAUCGCAAAUUUUACCUUUGAGGACUCUUAGGGGGACCCUAUGAUGGGAAUCUGGCUGGCAUCGGUCAGGCGUUCAAAGGUUGCAUUCAAUGAGAGGGGCAGGGAGGGCCUAGUGUUUUCUUUGGUGGCAUGAGUGUUUUUCUACUACAUAUCUGCUAACUAGGCAUCCUUAGCAGGUCGGAGUUAGGGUUCAGCUUCACGACGGUCAUGACAGAGCUCAAGUACUGUCUCGAUAUUAAUUCAGCACUUUGUACAAGCAAGGCCCUUUAAAACGGCUCAACUAUUAUACCAGGGUAGUUUAGUUUUGCAUUGUUUACCGCUGGUUUCUCAUCCACUUCGUAGACUUCGUACGUAAGUGCCGUUUGAAAUCUGGUCCUCGCCGAGGCCAGGGGGGAGAAUUGCAGGGAUUGGAGAUCGGCAUGGUAGACACGAUAUCCCCCUGUAACGCAUCCUGUUUAUUCUUGCCUGGUUCUACCUAUGUACAUACAUACUAUGUACAUAUAUGCUUACCUUGUAUACUACAUGUAUGGUUGCAGGCCAAAGUAAAACGACACUGUCAGGUACCGCUAAAAUAGGUUAGAUAGCCCGCCUAUA
Daldinia vernicosa is the source of this 2452-nucleotide messenger RNA. Its product is annotated as Gti1/Pac2 family-domain-containing protein. The record is from RefSeq and is a predicted model, not a curated record. Gene Ontology annotation, molecular function: DNA binding. The coding region runs from base 509 to 1879 and encodes 456 amino acids. NCBI's taxonomy places the organism in Eukaryota, Fungi, Ascomycota, Sordariomycetes, Xylariales, Hypoxylaceae. The transcript is spliced from 2 exons.